GCUGUCCCUAAAUUGUUGAGUACAUAAGAGGCUCCCUGUGUGCGACCCUCUCAGCAUUCAAGACCAGAGUGUGAGGGGAUCCAGCUAUUCUGCCUCACAGCUCAGCAGAGCUCAUCUCACUUCUCCACUGUCCUCUUUCACUGACUGCCAGCCUUAUUUGUAUUCCUGCGGAUCUUAACGGGAUCAGAAGAGGUUGCAGAGUGUUAUUCGAGUGGUGGAGCGAGAGUCAGAAGCUGCCAGAGUCAUCAUGGCCAUGUCCCAGGAGCAGAGUGCGUGUCUGGGGCUCUGGGUGCUCCUUUUGCUUGGAGCAGGCAUGGAGGAAGUCGUGGAGGGAUGUAGCUGUAAUCCAGCUCACCCACAGCAGCUAUUCUGCAGCGCUGAGAUCGUGAUAAGGGCAAAGAUUUCCGGAGAGAAGAUUGUGUCGCCUAGCAACAGCUCCUCACCUUACAUGAAGAUGAUUCAAUAUGAAAUCAAAAUGAUCAAGAUGUUCAAAGGUUUCAACAAGGCCAAGGAUAUCCAGUAUGUGUACACUCCUGUCUUCUCCUCACUGUGUGGAGUCAAACUUGACUCCAACAACAAAGCAGGGUAUCUGCUCUCAGGAAGUAUGUGGAGCGAUGGGAGAAUUUCUAUUGGCCAGUGUGACCUGGUGGAGUCCUGGGACAACUUGUCACUGUCACAGAAGAAGAAUCUCAACUACAGAUACCAGAUGGGCUGUGAAUGCAGAAUCAACACCUGUUACACGGUGCCGUGUGCGUCUACAGGAGAAGACGAGUGCUUGUGGACGGACUGGCUGCUGGAUAACAGCUUAAACGGAGAGCAGGCUCGGCAGUACGCCUGCAUCCGUCGCUCUGACACAACCUGCAGCUGGUACCGCGGUGGACCCCCACCUGAGAAAGACUUCCUGGAUAUGUCUGACCCUUGACAUGUAAUUCUGAUACUCAUGUCUUUUAAUUUCACUCCUUCAAGUCCCAACAAACAUCUCCUGCUAUUGCAUGAAUAUUGCUCAGUUCAUCAGAUUUCAUUGUAAAAAAAAAAAAACUGAUAUUUUAUCAUCUCGAGGGAGCUGUAGGUUCUGUUAUAAGAGUUCAGGUGGUUUCUAUGACAAGCUAUGAUCAUUUUUAUUUCCCACUCUCAUUGUUUUCACAGACUGACUGGGCAAUUAGGUAGGAUGCAGCGUGCGCUGUACUCCCUUGGGGGUUGCAAGCUGCAGCGUCAUCCAUGCAGGUUGCCUGGCAAACUGAAACGACAGUCAGGAGGAAGCUAUAGGAUAGUAGUUGUAAAGGUAGUGGCUGCACGAUGAGGAGAAUGCUUCUAAACACACUGAAUAUGUCUGAUAAAGUUGUUUUUUUCUUAUCGGAAUCAGCUGAUUUUGGUACAAGAAUAUGAUUUGAUGAAAACACAGGCUAUAAUUCAGUUCAAGCUAACAUUUCUUGGGAAAACAGAACUACAUUCACACAUUUUCUGCUGCUUUUUAAGCACACCUAGUAAGCCCAAACUGUUGGAAAUUUCUUUCUAAUCACAGCUUUCUUGUUGAGGUCCACAUAGGUCUUUAAACUCUAACAAGCUCAGGAAAGUGGGACGCUGCCAAGAUGAUUUUCUCACUUUUUUUUGGUGUGAUCUGAUCUUCCCUCCUACUGAACGUGCCGAGGUGCCAUCACAAAGUGCUGCACCAGAUUUGAUUUUUUUUACUUCUAGACAAUGACUGAGUUCAAAAGAGGAGCACAGCCUACCCUGCAUCCUAUCUGAAAGCCCCUUGCAAACAGAAGCAGAGCAUCCUCUAAAAAUGAUUUACCACGCAGUCAGUCUUCUCUUCCUAUCUGAUGGUGUGGUGGUUAAUGAAUUACCAUAAAAAAUACUCUUCAACCUCAAAUGUGUUUAUACAAAGCUAACAUUGUAAUAUAGAUUGUAUAGGAAGUUGGGCAUUUUUAUGUUUUUUUUUCCACUCCUUCCUCUUCACACAUUUUGUUUUUGAUUAUGUAAACUAUCAUAAAUAUCCCUGAAAAUGACAAACACACCGUUUAUAUAUUCAAAGUGACAGACAUUCCCCCUAAACAGUUACAUUUUGCCAUGAUCUGACACAACAUGACUUUAAUUCCUGUAAAUCAGUGUCACAAAGUGCAGAGAAUGUAAAUAUUGUACUUCAGUGAGAACUAAUCCUUUAAAAGCUAACAGUGUCAUGUUUCACACAUUAGAUGGGUUUUGUGUGUGUAGUUUUCCUCAGUUGAACUCUGUACCGUUUCCUCUGCCAAAAAACUCUAAUCCAGCGCUUUAAUAACAACACUGCCACCUGUAGACGCCACGCCACCUCUCCUUCGAGGAUAUGAUGUAACAGGACACGGUUCAAUUCGCCCUUUUUUUUUUUUAACUCUCUAAAGGAACAGGGAGGUGGAUUUUCCACAACUUUGAAUUAAAUAGAUAAGACUUUAAAAAUAUUAGACACAAUUUAAGUAGAACAUAUAUUCAUGAAUAAGCUAAAAAUUGUUUCCAUUGUCUCUAUUUUAUAGAACUGCACCAUAUCCAUUAAGAGGCCCAUCUGUGAAUUGAGCCCUGUCUUGUUACUGGACUACUUCAGUGAAGUCACACAGAUUAAAAUGCAUUAUAAAGCGCUCUUUUCUUCAUUGAGAAACAAACGUAUCCCUCUACUGAUAAAAUAUUUAAAACUAACCUGCACAAUGCUAUAAUCCAUGAUAUUUUUGAAACAUCUGUUCAUAAUCAAACUAUGAAUGACAGGUGGGAUAAUAAUGCAUUUUCAACUGUAUGGCCUUAGUGAAGCAUUAUCAAACUAUUUCAUGUUUUGUUUUAUACUGAGAGAAUUGUUUGGGUUUGUAUUUAUGUCUCUGUUUCUGUCUGAAUAGAGUUUUCUAUUUCCAUGUACCAAAAAAGAUUGUAUAUAAAA
Molecule: messenger RNA, 2896 nt
Organism: Cheilinus undulatus (humphead wrasse)
Lineage: Eukaryota; Metazoa; Chordata; Actinopteri; Labriformes; Labridae
Product: metalloproteinase inhibitor 4-like
Exons: 6
Coding region: 248-922 (224 amino acids)
Biological process (GO): negative regulation of endopeptidase activity; negative regulation of membrane protein ectodomain proteolysis
Cellular component (GO): extracellular matrix
Molecular function (GO): protease binding; metalloendopeptidase inhibitor activity
Source: RefSeq, a predicted model, not a curated record